Chara braunii is the source of this 2301-nucleotide messenger RNA. The record is from the annotation of a GenBank genome assembly. NCBI's taxonomy places the organism in Eukaryota, Viridiplantae, Streptophyta, Charophyceae, Charales, Characeae.
CCGGGAGAAAGACAACUUGGGAAACCAUAAAGAGGAACAUCGCGGCGGGAGACAUGGACCAAGUGUUCCAUCACCAAAUCAAGGUCGAACGAAAGAAAAGAAAGGCAGUAGGGACGAUCCAAGAAACGAAUAGUGUACUAGGAGGAGUGCUGAGCAAUAUGGCAAAUGAGAUAAAAAAGCUUAGGGAAAGAGUGACACCAUCGAAAGUGUUAACAUUGACACAACCAUCAGGAAAAAGAAGAAAGGAAGAGGAAGAUGCAGAGGAAGAGGCCGAAGAUGGAGAACCAGAAGGAACGGGCAAACUGACCAAGUGUCAGAGGAAGGCUAAAAAUAUCGCUAUCGGAGGACAAGGGUCAGGAAAAGGACAAGUAACUCAACAAGCGAUAGUCCAGUAUGGACAGGAGCCGUCAACGAGCACAGCUCGAUGUGGUCAAUGGCCCGUGGGUCCGCCGAUGGGAGCAUGGCCUGGGUACUUCCCAAUAGGGUCCUGGCCUACGCAGGGUCAGUAUCCUAUGUUACCUCAGAAUCAGAAUUUGAGAGGAGACCAAAACACGGGGCAACUCCAACUAACCGGACAGAACCAACCAGGAUCGAGUCGCCAAGGAGGACAAAACCAGAACAGAUCCCAAGGACAAGGACAAGGACAAGGACGUGGAAGAGGUAGGAAUGUUGGUAGGAAUCAAGGACCAGGGGAACGAGGAGCAGGAAAUAGAGGAAGUGGGUAUCAAGGUGGAAAUUGGGGACAGCUCCAAGGGGGUGCGAAUCCGGUAGGGCAAGAAUACCAGCAGGGGUAUGGUCGUGGUUACGACCAAGGCUAUGAAGGGGGUUUUGGUAGAGGAAAUGGGUCAUGGAACGGACAGGGUUUUGGCAGAGGAUGGAUAGUCUACAGCGAAUGCAUCUGUACCCACUGUGGAAUCAAGGGACACACAGUAAAGCGAUGCCACGUUAGGAAACUUGACGAGCGAGAUGGACUCAUAACAUCAAACACAGAUGGCGAGGUGUUUGACAGAACAGGAAGGGCGAUCGAUCCUGAGAGUCCGGGAGGCACUAGAGAAAAGGCCCUUCGCAUAGCUGCACUAGGUCCCAACGCCCCGGGAAUGUUCAGAAUGCGUGACCCUUGGGAAGAAGAAGUCAUGGCGCAGAGAGGAGCAGUGGCAGGGCCCUCUGGACCUGCCUUGAGAAAAAGAGGCCAAAGGAGGGAUCAGAGAGUCUCAAGGAGCCUGGAGGAGUUGCCCAUUUACAGGGCUGGAGACAACCUGCGAAUAUUCCUGCGAGACCUUGAAGAGUACUCAUUCAAGAAAGAAUGGGGUAACAGAGAGAAAAUUGCGAAUGUGAGUGGGGCAGGAAUGUACAAGAGGAGAAUUGAAGGGGUGGUGGCAGGGUGCACAGGGUGGAAAGUAUGCAAGGAGAGGUUAUGGAAGGACAUGGGGACCUUCCCAAGGGACGAUGUGGAGGAUGAUUUAAAAUUUGAUGGAACCAAUCUGGAUGACUUUAUCGAGAGCUUGCAGCAAGCCGCAGAGAGAGGCGAGUGGAACAAGGAGGAAAAGAAAAAACAAUUGAUCGCAAGAUCAGAAGAGAGUGAAAGGGAGGAAGUAAAAAGAAUUGUGGAAGGGAGUCGGACAUGGAAGAGAAUAACAGCAGAAUUGUGGAUGGCCUACACCCAGGCCAGACAGGAUCAGACAAGAAAGGAAAGGCUGCAAAAGAAGGGGCUAUGGAUUGGAAGAGAGGUGGUUGAGCCACAGGAGAAAGGGGCAGAGAAUGAAGAAGGGGAUAGUGUGCCUCUGAAGAGAUUGAAGGACAAGACGAGGGUCUCCCCCAAAAGCAGCAGCCAGGGAUCUGACCAGGCUGAGGGUGAUGAACAGAAAGAGAAGGAGGCAACAGAAGGGAGGAAAGGAAGCAUGGGGGCAAAUGUGGUACCAAGGAAAAGAAAACUUGGAAAGAAAAGGGCAAUUGAAAGUGGAAGGAAAGAGGUACAGGAAGGAGGAGUGAAAAGGAGGGAGGAGUAAAGGAAGAUGGAGAAGGAAAAAGGAUCCAGCAAGGAGGCAAGGCACCCAAGGUCAAGUGAACUGAGGAAGAGGGACCAAUUGGAGACAGAGAAAGGGAAGAGGCAAGUGGGAUAAGAAGGAAGGAAGAUGAGAGGGAUGCCCAGGUGGAAAAGUUGAUAAGAAAUAUGGAAGAGAUGAGGGAGGAAAUGAAGGGAUUGAAGAAAGGGAAGGAGAAAUUACAUAAAGAAGUGAACCAAUUGAGGGCCGCCCUGACUAUGAGCGACAUAAAAUUGGAGAAUGAAGCGGCCACGAUAGG